CGACAGUUAAGACACUGUUAUACGAAAACUGAUACGCGUGACGGUUUCUUUUUAUUUUGCUAGCAGAAACAGUGAGUACAAAUGAAACUAUUUUUGUAGGAAUAUUAAGACUUAACAAUUUAAGAGGGUUGUACGUUACUUCAUUAACUUACCGUAAUUAAUUUAUAUGUACUGAAGAUUAAAUGUCAAGAGAGGAUGUUCCUUUGUUAGUAAAUUCUCUCAUGGUUGAUUUCAGACAAUGGAGAAAUGCUGGCUAUGCACUCGAGUGUUUUAUAAUGUCACGGAACUCAAGGCACAUCUUGUCUCUAGCGCACAUAGGCGUCAAUCUGUUGUGUGUCCCUGGUGCUUUAGGGAAGAGCGUACUUUCACCAGAGUAAACGAUCUGUAUGUUCACUGCAAACAGAGACACUUUGCAGCUACCAACCACGUACCAAAGAAUGUCUUUGGUGUAGCUGCAGGAUUUUACAUGGCAAUCUACCCAGUGGACUAUGCAAAAAUUGUAACACCAUCUCCAUGGGACUCCACAGAAGGUAUGGAGGUACGGCGCAUCAUGAGCAAGUGGAUUCAUUCCUUAGUAGAACCAGCUGUAAAAAGUAGAAAUUGGAGGAGGGGUUGGAGGAACGGUCUGAAAGAGAAAGUGUUAGGAACGAUGAAGCAAGAAAGUAAAAAGGAGAAGUCGGUCGAGAAACAAACCAGUAAGGAAAGUAAAAGUGAGAAGUCGUCUGAGAAAAAGCCUAGAAAGGAGAGUAAGAAGGAGAAGUCUGAAGAGAAACUAGUCAAAGAAGUAAUUAGAAAUGUAGAAAAGAAAAGUGUGCAAGAAAGCUAUGAUGGCGUACUAGACUUGAGUGUUAAGAAAAGAAAAAGGAUACAGAUUUUAAGUGAAAGCGACAGUGAGGACAGUGAUAGUGAAACUAAAAGAAAUGAUGAUGAGGGAAAAUUGUGUAAGGGAAAAGAAGGCAGUAGAGAUAAGACUAGUAAGCAUGAAAGAAAAAAGUUAAAAAGUGGUGAUGAAAAUAAGGCAGUAGUUAAGAAUAACAAGGAUGAAAAGAUUGCAGAGAAGAAAACUGAGAAUAAGUCUGAGGAAAAAGAUAAUGAGAAAAGAGUGAAGGAACGUGAAGUGGGAAGUAAGCAUCAGAAUGAAGAGAAACAGCAGAAAAAUGAAGACAGUGACGAUAAAUGUAAGGAGACCACAGGAAGAGUUAAUGUGGACAUUGAAAUUGGAGGAGAGAAGAAGGCUUUACAAGAAGAAAUAGAGGAAAGUAAUCAAGGAAAUGUAAGUGAAGAAGUAAAGGAAAAAGGUGGAAAUGAAGGUAGUUUCAAUAAGGUGAUAGAUGAUGAAGGAAAUAAGCCAGAGUUGACUGAUGAGAGUAAAAAGGACGAUAAAAGAAAAGACCUGGACGAAUAUGUAAAAGAGUUGUGGGCGUUAGAUAGUGCAUAUGGAAAAGGAAACCAAAUGGAACUGAAUGUAAAUGAAAAAGGGGACUGUCAAGAAAAUGUAAAUGAUGAGAACAAGAUUGAUGAAAAGAAUGAAAACAUAUCAGACAAGACAGAUGAAUGUAUAAAAACGAAAGAAAAAGAAGAUGAACCAGUAGUAAUGACAGAGGAAAAGGAAGUCCAGUUAGCUGUAGCCUCUGUACUAAAUGACUAUGACAAUAAAACAGAUGUAGACAUAAACAAUAAUGAGAAAAAGGUAGAAGACAUGAAAAAUCAAAGUGAAAUCCCUGGACAAUGUGUAACAAAACAAGAAGAAAAGGCAAAAGUCAGUAAGUCACAAUCUCAGAAUAACUUAAAAAGAAAAUUAAAGUGGGCAAGGGAUCCAUUGACGGGACAAGUAAGGAAGAUAAUAGACAAACCAUCCAAUACAUUAAACGCAGAUAUACCAAACAAGAAACAAACAUUAACAGAAGAGAAACCAAAGCCCGAGUAUACGUGUACAAAAUUAAAUCCUGGAACCGAGAUGUAUAGUCAACAGGCACGGGAACUUUUAAGCACUGGAGUGAUGCCACUGGUUCCUCCAGCUAGAAGAGACUGGAAUGGACAGAAAAUGGAGUUAGACAUUGGGGAGAAAACAUUAGAAUGGCCUCCUAGUGGUUGGUUGAAAAUGACACCAGACCGAAAGCUUCUGGCCUAGGAAUACAUAUCAAUGCUGAUUGAAGAGGCCCUCACGUGUAAACCUGUAGGCUAUAGCAUGUCCAGAUCGUACCUACUGGACAAAUACAACUUUCUGGCGUUGCCUGGAUCGGUAAAGUCAAGAGUGAGGAACACGAAAAGGCCUCUUGUAAAUCUAGGUUUUACCUGUACCAAAUGCUUAAAGAAAUUGCAAAUGGAAAGAUCCCGUCCGAUGUGGAAGUAGCACAAAUCCAGAUGAUAAACUCUAGAAAGGACCCGCAGGAUGCAUUGACCUCUUUUCUGCAGAAAAUGCAUCAAGUUCCAUUAAGGUUGAACUGAACAUGUAUAUUUAAUGAAAAGAAAGAAACGAAAUUAUAAGCUAAAAAGUGUGAUAAAGUUAAAAACAGUAAGUAAAGUGUUUGAAUGAGUGAUCCAGUCACAUGGUAUAAUGAUAUAAAAUGGCAUAAAUAGAGAAAAUAGUAUAAAUAUGUAUACAUGUAUAUAUCAAGUUUCAUUAAGAUUAAAUUGAACAGGGACAUUAAAUGAAAAGAAAGAAACAAAAUUAUAACCGAUAAAGAGUGAGAGAAAAAAAUUAAAACAGUAAGUAAAGUGUUUAAAUAAGUGAUCCAGCCACAUGGUAUAGUAAUAUAAAGUGGUAUAAAUAGAGUAAAUAGUAUAUAUAUAAAUACGUGAUGUCGUUGAGUAAAGAUAAAUGUAACUUUACAGUGAUGGUGAUAAAUUAUCAGAAAAACUAGUACAUUUGACAUAUUUUAAGUUAAUGUUGUUUUAAAUGUGUUCAAUGUUUUAAAGUUUAAUUGGGCUUGUUAUCAGUUUAAUAUAGUUUGGAAAAACAUUAGUUGUUCAAAGAGUGACUGAGAAGAUGUAACAGACUGACUUUACUUAAAAACAUGCCCUGUAUAUGGGUAAUGUGUAUGAUGAUCUUUAGAUGUUUUCCGGUUAAAGUUGUUUGAAAUAAUUACAAGUUCAUGUGUGUUAUUAAAUAUUAUUUUGCUCUACAUAUUUAUAUGUGUGCUGUUUUUAAAAUGUUUCUAAUUGCAUAUAUCAUAAUUCGGGAGAAUUAUUUUUGACAAAGGAGGGGGUAGUGCAGUAUGAGAUACCCCACCCUGCUUUAUUUAUGUGUCUAUGUGACAAUCACAAUAGAUUCUUAUUUCAUUUGUGGACAUAAACAUUUAAUGGGCUUGAAUUUAUGCUUACUAUAACUAUCAUAACGCGUACAAACAGACGGUAGAAGCAAUACAUAAAGGAAAACUCUAACCAUUAUUUUCCUUCCUGGUCGUGAAAACGGACGACAUUCAUAAUUCUUAUGCCUAUAUCAGAACUGUUAUUACUAAAAUAUGAUACUGCUGUAUCGUAACAAUACAUCUCCAUGCAUUACAUCCAUAUUUUGCAUCGCAAGUAACUCCAGUUCGUCUAAAAUCAGGGUAUUACUAACUGAUUUACAUUGAACAGACAACUGCCGAUCGGAUAUGACAAAUGCUUAUUUCUAUUAUACAAAACCGUUUCAAUCACCCGAACU
Messenger RNA from Mercenaria mercenaria, 3646 nucleotides. RefSeq names its product gelsolin-related protein of 125 kDa-like. The transcript has a single exon. The record is from RefSeq and is a predicted model, not a curated record. Lineage: Eukaryota; Metazoa; Mollusca; Bivalvia; Venerida; Veneridae. The coding region runs from base 239 to 2131 and encodes 630 amino acids.